UAGCGACACAUCUGUGGUGUAUCGAAAGACUCACAUCUCUAGUAUUUCGGUGCGGUUCGGGAUUUUAAAAAAGUUUUACGGCGGACGCGAACACCAUGGCGGCUCACACAAUACUGUUCGACUUUACGCUGGACAAGGACAAGACCAGCGACGAGAAGCAGCGCCUGGAGGUGGCCAAGAUCCUGCGCAACGAGCUGGAGCACGUCUUCCCGCAGCUGGAGUUGGCCUACUCGAUGGAGUCGCCGGAGAACGGCUACUUUGCGGUGCUGCACGAGAACAAGGACACGGUGAUUACCUGCCGGAUCUUCCAGCACGGCCUGCUGACGCUCAACGUGGAGUACUUCCUGCCCGACGGCAAGGAGGGCAUCUCCUUCGACACCAUGCGCACUGUGGAACUGAUUCUGCGACAGAAAUUUGAUUCCGAUCGGUCCAAGUACUUGCCCCCGAUUAAGCGCGGCGGAUAUAUCGACAUAUACAUGACUAGCUCAGAUGAGCGCAUCAUCGAGUACGACAUUGACCAGGUGGUCUACGAAGCUCGGUCGCCCUUCCAGAAGAUUCAAAUCAUGCACUCUAAGACCUUGGGCAACAUGCUGCUGCUGGAUGAGCUGCAAAACAUUGCUGAAUCCGACUUGAUCUACACCGAGACUUUGAUGUGCCGCGGCGUGGAAAACUACGAGGGCAAGGAGAUAUGCAUCCUGGGCGGCGGAGACGGAGCCCUGCUCUACGAGCUGCUGAAGGAGAAUCCCAAGCAUGUGGUAAUGCUGGAGAUCGAUGAGAUUGUGAUGCAGGCGUGCAACAAGUACCUCAGCGUCAUCUGUGGCGAUGUGUUGGAGAAACGCAAGACCGACCAGUACGAGAUUAUUGUGGGCGACUGUGUGGAGUAUUUGAAAAAGUUCAUUGCCGACGGCCGCAAGUUCGACUAUGUGUUUGGGGAUCUCACAGAUAUACCCAUCACGGAUGCACCCGUGGGCGAGACCUGGGACUUUAUCCGCACAAUUUUCGAGCACUCCUUCAAGGUGCUGAAGCCGGAUGGCAAGUAUCUGACCCACGGCAAUGGCUCUACCUGCAAGGUGCAGCUGCGCCUGUUUGAGGAGCAAUUGGAUCUACUAAGGCCCAAGGUGAAGUACACCACCACCAAGGCCUUUGUGCCGUCUUUCAUGGAAGAGUGGCUCUUCUACCAGGUGACCUUCGCCUGACAAGCUCCACGGGAGCACCCAGCAGCAGCAGCAGCAGUAGCUACUUCCAGCGCCACUUUCACACCACCACUACCAGCAUCACACAGUUUCAGUCGGGAACCAAUAGCCGUCGUCGGGGAGCCCAUCCUUUGUCUGCACUCCUACACAGUCACUCUCCAUGGAGCAGAAGAAAGGCUUGAGCAGUUGAAGCCGCGGCCCAAGCGUCGCCAGAAGCGAGUGCACUAUCACCAUGCACUGGUUUCGUAGUCCCCAGUAAGGAAACACUGAGAGCACAUCGCCAGCAUCGAAAUCCACAGAUGAAAGAACCCAAAAACACGCACUUCCAAUGGCUGUUACUUACAAUUGAAAACCAAACCAAAUAUUGAACCCAAUUCGUUUAUGUUUAAGUUAGGCUCUAGUUCCGUUUAUCGUCCACUGAUUUCAGCGCUAAAAUUAAGUCGAAAGUACAACCUUCAAGCAAGGACAGGCUAAAGUAAAUUAUAUACUCGUGUUUAUUUUCAAUUAGGCCUAAGCAUAGCGUGUUGGCCAAUUGUAUUUGUAGUAUUUUCGUAUAACGUGUAUAAUCUAUCUAUAGAGCAUAAAUAUGUUUAGUUAUAUCCAUUAACGAGUGAAUUGUAGCUGGGGGUUAGGAGAAGGCUCGAUCGAGAAUGUGUGUUUGGAAGUGUGAGCGAAGCGUAGCAGAAAACACCAUCUUUUAUUGCUGUAAUAACAAACAAUACCAAAAUAUUUUAAACAAGAGUACUUACACAGUAAAAAAUAUAGUCGUACGCAAAAAUA
This is a messenger RNA of Drosophila kikkawai, 1973 nucleotides long. It is a transcript of the gene Sms, whose product is annotated as spermine synthase. The record is from RefSeq and is a predicted model, not a curated record. Lineage: Eukaryota; Metazoa; Arthropoda; Insecta; Diptera; Drosophilidae. Gene Ontology annotation, molecular function: spermine synthase activity. Gene Ontology annotation, biological process: spermine biosynthetic process.